This is a messenger RNA of Mugil cephalus (flathead mullet), 639 nucleotides long. Its product is annotated as vicilin-like seed storage protein At2g18540. The record is from RefSeq and is a predicted model, not a curated record. NCBI's taxonomy places the organism in Eukaryota, Metazoa, Chordata, Actinopteri, Mugiliformes, Mugilidae. The annotation marks the transcript as partial. The transcript has 3 exons.
CAGCAGCAUGAAAAAAAAAGAAAAAAAGAAAAAAAAAAAAGAAAGAAAAAAAAGAAAAAAAGAAAGAAGAAGAGGGGGGAAAGAAAUAAAAAAAGAAAGAAAGAAAAGAGAGAAAGAAAGAAAGAAGAUAGGGAAAGAAAGAAAAGAAAGAAAAAAAAAAGAAAGAAAGAAAAAAAGAAAGGGAAAAGGGAAAAAAGAUUGGAGAAAAGAAAGGAAGAUGGAGAUAAAGAAAAGAAGAAAGGAAAGAAAGAAAGAAAGAAAGAAAAGAAAGAAGAUGAAGAGAAAGAAAGAAAGAAAGAUGGAGAGAAAAGAAAGAAAAAGAGAAAAAAAAAGAAAAUGAAAAGGAUAGAUAAAGAGGGAAAGAAAGAAAAAAAAGAAAGAAGAAAGAAAAGAAAAAAAAGAAAGAAAAAAAGAAAGAAAAAAGAAAGAAAAGAAAGAAAGAAAAAAGGGAUAGAAAAAAGAAAAAGGGAAAGAAAAAGAAAAGAAAAAUUUAAAAAGGAAAGAUAAAAAGAAAAGAAAGAAAAAAAAAAAAAGAAAGAAAAAAAGAAAGAAAGAAAGAAAAAAAAAAAAAAAAAAGAAAGAAAAAAAGAAAAAAUAGACAGAAAGAAGAGGGAAAAAGAAGAUGAAAGAAAAAAAAAG